Molecule: messenger RNA, 5704 nt
Organism: Phyllopteryx taeniolatus (common seadragon)
Lineage: Eukaryota; Metazoa; Chordata; Actinopteri; Syngnathiformes; Syngnathidae
Gene: supt6h
Product: SPT6 homolog, histone chaperone and transcription elongation factor
Exons: 37
Coding region: 184-5415 (1743 amino acids)
Biological process (GO): positive regulation of transcription elongation by RNA polymerase II; mRNA transcription by RNA polymerase II; nucleosome organization
Cellular component (GO): transcription elongation factor complex
Molecular function (GO): DNA binding; histone binding; nucleosome binding
Source: RefSeq, a predicted model, not a curated record
GAAAAGGGAGGAAGUCGUUUCCGGCAUCGCGGAAGUUAUCACAUCGUCCGCCAUUUCCCCCCAAGCGCACGCAAAACACAGCCUGCAAGUUCUUCUGCUCUUUUACGGAAUUUAGUACUGCAGCGAGACGGAAGCGUCUGCACGCUGGGGCUAUAAAAGUCUGCAACGGUAGGAGCAGCAGUCAUGUCGGACUUCAUCGAGAGCGAGGCCGAGGAGUCCGAGGAAGAGUUUGAAGAGAAAGACCUGAAGCCCAAGAAGACGCAGAGGUUCAUGGAGGAAGACGAUGAGGAAGAAGAGGAGAACAUGGAGGACCAGGACGAGCGAGGCAACCUGCGUGGGCUAAUCGAUGACGGUGAUGACGAGGAGGAGGAGGAGGGGGGAGAUCAGAAGAGUGCGAGUGGAGGUGGCAGCGACUCGGAGGAGGAAGUCAGGCAUCGCCGCAAGAAGCGAAAUUACAACGACCUGGAUGAGGAUGACCUCGACCUCAUUGAGGAAAACUUGGGUGUCAAAGUCAAGAGGAGGAAGAAGAAAUAUGAUCGUGUGAAAACGCUGGAUGAUGACGACGAUGACGAGAAGGACCUGAUCGCUGACGAAAUCUUUCACGGCGACGGAGAUGGCGAGCUGGAGGAGGGCGAGGCCGUGCAUGAGCCGCUCCAGCAGGCAGAGGAUGACGAGGAAGGGGAGGACGAGGAGUCUGAUAUUGGCGACUUUAUCGUGGAUGAUGAUGGCCAACCCAUCACUAAAAAAAGGGGAAAGAAAUUCUCUGGAUACACAGAUGCAGCGCUGCAGGAGGCGCAGGAGAUAUUCGGCGGCGACUUCGACUUCGCUGAAUUCGACGUUGACGCCUAUGACCAGGGCGAGGAGGAGGAGGAGGACCAGGACGAGGAGGGCUGGGACCGGCCCAAGAAGCAGACCAAGAGGAGGCAGGGCCGCAAGAGCAUCUUUGAGCUCUACGAGCCCAGCGAGCUGGAGAGCAGUCACAUGACCGACCAAGACAACGAGAUCCGCUCCACCGACAUGCCCGAGAGGUUCCAGCUGCGAUCUAUCCCUGUCAAACCGGCCGAGGAUGAUGAGCUGGAGGAGGAGGCAGAGUGGAUCUUUAGACAUGGCUUCUCCACGCUCACCAUCUCCAUUCAGGAGAGCACAGACUAUUUGGAGCGCGGGACGACGACAAACUUCAGCCGGAAAGGCCCCAGCACCAUCGCCAAAAUCAAAGAGGCGCUUAACUUCAUGCGAAAUCAACAGUUUGAGGUUCCCUUCAUAGCGUUCUACAGAAAAGAAUAUGUGGAACCAGAACUGAACAUCAACGACCUUUGGAAGGUGUGGCAGUGGGAUGAAAAGUGGACUCAGCUGAAGACCCGCAAGCAGAACCUGACGCGACUCUUUCAGAAAAUGCAGUCCUACCAGUUUGAACAGAUCUCCGCCGACCCCGACAAACCUUUGGCUGAUGGAAUUCGGCCGCUGGACACGGCUGACAUGGAGAGGCUGAAGGAUGUCCAGACUCUGGAGGAGCUGGGUGACGUGUACAACCACUUCCUCCUCUACUAUGGCCGAGACAUUCCCAAGAUGCAGAACGCCGCCAAGGCCAGCAAGAAGAGGCUCCGCAAGAUCAAGGAAGUCACAGAAGAUGGCGAGGAGGAGGAGGUGGAGGUAGAAGAAGAGGAGGAGCAGAAGGGUCCAGACCUCAAGCUGGCAUCCCGCAGGGAUAUGUACAGUAUAUGUCAGAGUGUGGGACUUGACGGCCUGGCUAAAAAGUUUGGCUUGACGCCCGAACAGUUCGGCGAGAAUCUGCGAGACAGCUACCAGCGCCACGAGACGGAGCAGUUCCCCGCUGAGCCCGUGGAGCUGGCUAAGGAUUACGUGUGCAGCCAGUUCCCCAGCCCCGAGGCCGUCCUGGAGGGCACGCGCUACAUGGUGGCCAUGCAGAUCGCCCGCGAGCCUCUGGUCAGACACGUGCUGCGCCAGACCUUCCAGGAGAGGGCCAAGAUUAACAUCAAGCCCACCAAGAAGGGCAAAAAGGAAGUGGAUGAGGCCCACUUCGCCUACUCCUUCAAGUACCUGAAGAACAAGGCGGUGAAGGAGCUCAACGGAGAUCAGUUCCUGAAGAUGUGCUUGGCCGAGGACGAGGGACUGCUGUCCAUCGACAUCUGCAUCGACCUCGUUGGAGUCAAAGGGUAUGCGGGUGACCAGACGUACUUUGACGAAAUCAAGCAGUUCUACUACCGAGACGAGUUCAGCCAUCAGGUGCAGGAGUGGAACAGGCAGCGCACUUUGGCCAUUGAGAGAGCCCUCAAGCAGUUCCUUUACCCUCAGAUGGCCAAAGAACUCAAGAGCAAGCUCAUUGCUGAAGCCAAAGAGAGCAUCAUACGGUCCUGCUGCCGUCGACUGUACAACUGGUUGAAGGUGUCUCCGUACAGGCCGGACCAGCAGCUUGAGGAAGAUGACGACCUGAUGGACGAGAGUCAGGGCAAAGGCAUCAGGGUGCUCGGAGUGGCGUAUGCACCCAGCAGAGAUACGCCUGUCUUCUGCGCGCUGAUCAAUGGCGAAGGCGAGGUGGUGGACUUCCUGCGCUUGCCUUACUUCAUGAAGAGGAGGAAUGCCUUCAGGGAGGAUGAGCGAGAGAGGAAGGCCAACGACCUUGAAAACCUCAAGAAGUUUUUGUCCAGCAAGAAGCCUCACGUCAUCGCCGUUGCCGGGGAAAACCGGGAUGCUCAGAUGAUCAUGGAGGACAUCAAGAGAACAAUUGCCGAGCUGGAGCAGGAGUCGUCGUUGCCCGCCGUCGGCGUGGAGAUGGUUGAUAACGAGCUGGCCACGCUCUACAUGAACAGCAAGAAGUCGGAGGCGGACUUUCGAGAUUACCCCACCUUGCUGCGCCAGGCCGUGUCCAUCGCCAGGAAGAUCCAAGACCCACUGGUGGAGUAUGCUCAGGUUUGCAGCUCUGACGAAGACAUCAUCUGUCUCAAACUGCACCCCCUGCAGGAACACGUGGUAAAGGAGGAUCUGCUGUCAGCUCUCUAUUGCGAGUUCAUUAAUCGGGUCAACGAGGUCGGCGUGGACGUGAACCGGGCCAUCGCUCACCCUCACACUCAGAGUCUGGUCCAGUACGUGUGCGGUCUGGGCCCGAGGAAGGGCUCCCACCUGCUCAAGAUCCUGAAGCAGAACAACACGCGUCUGGAGAACAGAACCCAGCUGGUCACAAUGUGUCACAUGGGCCCAAAGGUCUUCAUCAACUGCGCUGGUUUCAUCAAGAUUGACACGGCAUCGCUCGGAGACAGUACCGACUCGUACAUCGAGGUUCUGGACGGCUCUCGCGUCCACCCGGAGACGUACGAGUGGGCUCGCAAGAUGGCCGUGGACGCGCUGGAGUACGACGAGUCGGCCGAGGACGCCAACCCGGCCGGCGCCCUCGAAGAGAUCUUGGAGAACCCGGAACGGCUCAAAGACCUGGAUCUGGAUGCCUUCGCCGAGGAGCUGGAGAGACAGGGAUACGGCAACAAGGGCAUCACGUUGUAUGACAUCAGAGCUGAGCUGAGCUGCAGAUACAAAGACCUGCGAGUCCCCUACAGAGUCCCCAACACAGAGGAGGUUUUCAACCUGCUCACUAAGGAGACUCCAGAGACCUUCUACAUCGGUAAGCUGAUCACAAGCGUGGUGACCGGCAUUGCUCACCGGCGCCCCCAGGGGGAGAGCUACGACCAGGCCAUCCGUAACGACACUACGGGCUUGUGGCAAUGUCCCUUCUGCCAGCAGGACAAUUUCCCCGAGCUCAGCGAGGUGUGGAAUCACUUUGACAGCGGCUCGUGCCCCGGACAAGCCAUCGGGGUGCGGAGCAGGUUGGAUAACGGUGUGCAGGGAUUCAUUCCCACCAAGUUCCUGAGUGACAAAGUGGUGAAACACCCAGAGGAGAGAGUGAAGGUGGGCAUGACUGUUCACUGCCGCAUCAUGAAGAUCGACAUCGAGAAGUUCAGCGUGGACCUCACGUGUCGUACCUCGGACCUGUCAGACAAGGCCAACGAGUGGAAGCUACCCAAGGACACCUACUAUGACUUCGAUGCGGAAUCCGAAGACCUCAAGCAGGAGGAGGAGCUGAAGAAGAAACAGCAGCGCACACCCUACAUCAAGCGUGUCAUUGCUCACCCCAACUUUCACAACAUCAGCUUUAACCAGGCCGAAAAAAUGAUGGAGACACUGGACCAAGGAGACCUGAUCAUCAGACCCAGCAGCAAGGGAGAGAACCACCUCACCGUCACGUGGAAGGUGGCUGACGGCAUCUACCAGCACGUGGACGUGAGAGAGGAAGGCAAAGAGAACGCCUUCAGCUUAGGACACACGCUCUGGAUCAACAAUGAGGAGUUUGAAGACUUGGAUGAAAUCACAGCCCGCUUCAUUCAACCCAUGGCGUCGUUCGCUCGCGACCUGCUGAGCCACAAAAACUUUCAAGAGUGUAACGGAGGAAGCAAGGAGAAAAUGGAGGAGCUGCUGGUCAAGACCAAGAGGGAGAAGCCCACCUUUAUUCCAUACUUCGUGUCUGCGUGUAAAGCUUUGCCCGGAAAGUUCCUGCUGGGAUACCAACCUGGAGGAAAACCACGGGUGGAGUACGUGACCAUCACCCCGGAUGGCUUCAGGUACCGCUCGCAGAUCUUUCCCUCAGUCAACGGCUUGUUCCGCUGGUUCAAGAACCACUACCAGGAGCCUAUACCAGGCAUCACGCCCACCAACAGCAACAGCAGCCGCACGCGCACGCCGGCCUCCCUCAACGCCACGCCCGCCAACAUCAACAUCGCCGACCUCACACGAGCCGUCAACGCCCUCCCGCGAAACAUGACCUCGCAGAUGUUCAACGCCAUCGCUGCUGUCACAGGCCAGAACCAGAACCCCAACACAACGCCGGCGCAGUGGGGAUCCAGCCAGUACGGAUACGGCGGAGGCAGCACCGGCGGAGGCGGCAGCUCCUCUGCUUAUCACGUGUUCGCCACGCCCCAGCAGCCGAUGGCCACGCCCAUGAUGACGCCCAGCUACUCGUACACGACGCCUAGCCAGCAAACGCUGGGCACGCCGCAGUACCCGGGGUCCACCCCCCAGUCCACGCACGCGCACCCGCACGCAACGCACCACAACCACCACGGCGGCCACACGUCAGGCACGCCGUCGCCGUCCAUGUCGUCGUCGCGAGGCCGAACGCCGCAGCAGCAGCAGCCAAAGCCGACCAUCAGCAGCAUCAUCGGCGGCGGCGGCUCCUCGGCGGCAGUAGACUGGGGCAAGAUGGCCGAGCAGUGGCUGAAGGAGAAAGAGGCCGAGGGACGUAAGAAAGCUCAGAGGAUGACCCCGCGACCCUCGCCCAGCCCCAUGAUCGAGAGCACACCCAUGUCCAUCGCCGGAGACGCCACGCCCCUGCUGGACGAGAUGGACCGGUAGGGCGCCGAGGAGGGCGUCCGUGUACCGCACCCCGUGACCCCCUUUUCCCUUUAUCUUGUUCAGUUAGCGUUGAAUCCCUGCCGAUGUGACGGCAUGCCGCGCAGUGUUCUCCGCGUGUAGAAUAUGGACCUGGUGUCAGGCGAGCUGUUGGUGGUGUGCGUCGCGCUUCUAGUUUGGUCUGCGGAGGGGCCCGAUCGUGGUGGGAAAACACAUGGCCUCAAGAUAGAUGGCUCCUGGCCACACCCGCAAUCUUUGUAUGGAACAAAUAAAGACAAGGGUUUUUUUUUUU